AUGUGCCCGAUCGGCUCAUACCACUACACUUGCCAAGGUUUCGAGGGUUGCUGCCAGGUGAACCCUUGUGGCGAUGGCCGAUGUCUGGAUGAGUUCAACCCUUACUUGACUGCGACGGAGCUCCAGGCCCAGAAAACCAUCGCAUCUGUCGCUGCGCCGGUCUUGGUCUCUCCCACUGCAUCUUCGUCGAAGGCGACCUCUACUACCACUGACAAGAAGGUCCAGACUUCGACCUCCUCCGGAAGUCCGGCUACUACCUUCAGCACGCCCGAGCCCACCGAAACCGGAGGUAUUUGGCUCACUGACGAUGGCGGUUCUGUUUCUACUGUCACCUCCGACGAUCCCACUGGAACUCCAUUCUUCGUUUCUCCCUACACUUACACUUCAACUAUCCCCGUUGAGACCCAGGCCGUCGACGCUUCGGCUCCUGCCCUGGCGGUCAAGUCUGAUCAACAUGACCUCCCGGUCGCUGCGCAGGCUGGCAUCGCUGUCUCUGCCUUGGUCGUGAUCUGCAUGGUUAUUGCUGCCUACUUUCUCUGCACCAAGCAGAGAAAGAAGCUCAGAAAUCGAGAGUCCAUCAGCUCCAUGAGCAGAGACGGACGCAAGCACAGUUCCGAGGGCGAGAUCAGCCAGCCGGCCAUGACUACCAAUUCGUUCUGCCCCGAGGAGGUCUUUUCCCCCUACGGAAGACGUUACGAAGAGCCUCAAACCCGCUUCAACCGAGUCAAUGAUCAGAGUGCCAGCCGAAUGAUGAAUCACCCGGUCAGUCUCGAUACCCGCGAGUCGAUGUCUACGCGGAUGCCGGCGGUGCCGCCGACGCCUUCUCCUGCGAUGUUUCCCGGCACAUUCAGAGCUACCACGGCCAGUCCUGACUUCUUGUCUCGCACCACGACCGCAACUCCCGAUCUGGGCUAUCGCACGGCCAAUUCCACUCCUGACUUCACGUCCCGUAUGACGACCCCAGACUACAUGUCUCGGCUGGGCACUGCCACCCCUGAGCUCCAUGGCCCCCCUCAGCAAGCAGCCAUUGCUGAGCUGGCCUCUCCUGGUCUGCCGAAGGUUGUCGAGAUCCAUAGCAGUCGCAGCGGCUUACAGAAGUACAAGCCGUACUGCCCGAACGGCGGCUCACUCUACCCUGUUGCGGAGACCACUCCCAGCUACCUCACCGGUACUCUGAACGCCACGGAGCAUGAGUGUUCGCAGGGCAGAUAUGUGACUAGUUGGUCAAAGUGGGAUUCUCCUACCUGA
Messenger RNA from Colletotrichum godetiae, 1248 nucleotides. RefSeq lists its product as uncharacterized. The record is from RefSeq and is a predicted model, not a curated record. The transcript has 2 exons. Lineage: Eukaryota; Fungi; Ascomycota; Sordariomycetes; Glomerellales; Glomerellaceae. Bases 1 to 1248 code for a protein of 415 amino acids.